Messenger RNA from Penicillium expansum, 1545 nucleotides. RefSeq names its product FAD linked oxidase, N-terminal. The record is from RefSeq and is a predicted model, not a curated record. The transcript is spliced from 3 exons. Bases 1 to 1545 code for a protein of 514 amino acids. NCBI's taxonomy places the organism in Eukaryota, Fungi, Ascomycota, Eurotiomycetes, Eurotiales, Aspergillaceae. Gene Ontology annotation, molecular function: FAD binding.
AUGUUUGUGGAGCUUGCAUCCCGGUUAUUGCUAACGUGGCUGGCAGCUAGCCCGUUGGUGACAACCUCUCUAGCCCAGGCAACUCCUGGUCAACCUACCCAUGACCAUAGCCAAGGCGUCGUAGCCUGCCACGAAUUGGCCGCCAAGUUUCCCUCUUUGGUCUUCGGCUCCAAUACGUCCACCUAUGCCAAUCAGAGCGCCUUGCCGUGGUCCGAGACAUGCCUUCUCUCACCAAGUUGCGUCUUCCUCCCUCAUAAGGCUGCCGACGUUGCAGGUGCGUUGCCUCUUAUUAAGAGAGCACGAUCCCCAUUUGCAGUGAUCAGCGUGGGCCACAUGCCUGUUCCGGGGGCAUCCACCUCGGAGGGUGUUCUGAUUUCCUUAAAUCAAUUGUCACAACUGGAGUACGCCAAAGGAUCAAAUAAGACUAUUGCUCAAAUUGGGCCUGGCAACAAGUGGCUACAAGUCUACCAGUGGCUCGCGCAGUCUGGUCGGGCUGUGAACGGCGGCCGAUACGGGCAAGUGGGCGUGGGUGGUCUGCUCCUCGGGGGCGGAAUUGGGUACUUCAGCAGCAAAAUGGGGUGGGGUGCCGACUCGGUCGUGCAGUAUGAGGUUGUGCUGGCGAAUGGGUCAAUUGUUCUUGUCGACCGCACCUCGCAUCCGGACCUCUUCUGGGCCCUCAAGGGCGGAUCGAACAAUUUCGGCAUCGUGACUCGCUACGACAUGGUCACGAUGGAGGUGGGGGAUGCCUUUGCCAGUGGCAUUAUCUGGACGUCGGCUUCUACUACGCAGUGGUUUGAGGCUCUGAACGCGUAUAUGGCGCCAGGAGGUGGCGUGGAAGACGUCAACGCUGCCAUUAUGCCCAUUGUCGCGCUCACCCCGGAGGACGGCACCUAUGAGGUGAUCAGUCUAGAAUUUUACUCCGAGCCAGUUGCAUCUCCCAAGGCGUUUGAGAAUUUUACUGCAAUUGAGGGCCCAACGCGGCUCCACGAGACUAAUGUUGGAUCCUGGAUGUUCCUCGCCACAGCUCUGGAUACCCCCGCCUACGCAGCCAAAGAUCACAGACAACUCUUCUGGGCUGUCAGCUUCCGACCUGAUCCCCGUGCGAUCAGCAUUGCUAAUCACACGGUGUUCGACCAGGCGAUGGUGGACUUGAAAAAUGUCACCGGCUGUACCAUUUCCUUCAGCUACCAGCCCAUUUCCAAGGCUUGGCUUCAAGCGUCCAAGGCUUUGGGUGGGGAUGCAAUUGGUUUAGAUCCUGAGGAUGGGCCUUUUAUUGCGGGCUUGAUUUCCUCUACCUGGAGCAACGCAGAAGACGAUGACACAAUGUAUCAGUUCUCUCGCAAUGCGGCCAAAUCAAUCCGUCGCCAAACCGAACCGUUGGGGCUAUACCAUCCUUUCGUUUUUCUCAACGAUGCAGGCAAGGGCCAAGAUCCCUUCCCUGCGUAUGGCGGUGGUAAGAGCCUGAGACGCAUGCGAGAGAUUCAGGCCAAUUAUGACCCAGAGGGCUUUUUGAAGAACCAUCUGGCUCAUGGGUUCCCGCUGUGA